Messenger RNA from Diplodia corticola, 822 nucleotides. RefSeq names its product reverse transcriptase. Gene Ontology annotation, molecular function: nucleic acid binding; RNA-DNA hybrid ribonuclease activity. Lineage: Eukaryota; Fungi; Ascomycota; Dothideomycetes; Botryosphaeriales; Botryosphaeriaceae. The transcript is spliced from 3 exons. The coding region runs from base 1 to 822 and encodes 273 amino acids. The record is from RefSeq and is a predicted model, not a curated record.
AUGCCGAAACAACACGGAUCUUCCACUCGGAACCACCGCCAAGCGCCGUAUGUCCCGCGGCAGUCGCAGAGGGAGCGCGAGGGCACGAGGGCGAAUUUGGCCGAUGGGGAGGGCUUUGGUCCAACUGACUCCCAGCGCGGAGACAUGUACGAUCUUGGCUUCAACGUCGUCAAGCGCAACCGGGUCGACGCCACGCGGAUCGCGAUGCAGGCCCACGAAGAGCCACCGGACGACAAGACCAUCGUCCUCUUCACUGACGCGUCUCUCCCCGGCGGGCAGGGAAUACGUGUCAUCGGGGGAAUAGCGGUGGUUCGAGUCUUGCCGAGUGACGCGGACCAGAGCGCUACUGCCAGUGCCGGCGAGAGUGAGCAGAAUCCAGGGCAGGCACCUGACAAGUUUCGCCUCGAUGGUGUGACCGGCGAGGAGUUCACCAUCGAGGACCGCCUGGAGGACGGCCCUCUCAGACACCGGCAGCUGGAGGUGGAGGAGCUGGAGCUGGUUGCCAUGCUGAGGGGCUUCGAGUACGCUGUAUCUGAGGUGGAAAUCCGGGAGCUCGGUGACCUGACUACCAGUCACCUACUUCUCUGGAGUGACUGCUUCGGGGGCUUGAACACGCUCCGGCUGUUCAGGGCGGGUGAUUCCGCGUGGCAAGACCACCCGUCAGCAUGGGUACUGCGGCAAAUCUUGGAGUGCGCCCGGAAGCUCAGGGACUGCGGCGUGUACGUCAAGUGCCAGUGGGUGCCUGGUCACUCCAACAUCCCUGGCAACGAAGAGGCGGAUCGUAUCGCCAAAGCGGCAGCGGCGGGCAAACCUUGGAAGUAG